This is a messenger RNA of Anopheles marshallii, 1308 nucleotides long. RefSeq lists its product as uncharacterized. NCBI's taxonomy places the organism in Eukaryota, Metazoa, Arthropoda, Insecta, Diptera, Culicidae. The record is from RefSeq and is a predicted model, not a curated record. The transcript has 6 exons. The coding region runs from base 1 to 1308 and encodes 435 amino acids.
AUGAAUGAUACAAGCCACAAGGAGGCGUACGUGCGGGAUGUAGUGAUACCGGGCAUGGUGGCACGGGGGCAGCUUACAUUUACCGAGCAUCUUCCGGAGGGUGGUAAAGUGCAGCUGAAAUCGGUCGAAGUGAAGCCGCUUGUCACCAAUGGGUUCAUGCUGACGUUACCGUUCGUGGUAACCGUGGUGUUGGAGCAGAAACCUCAGCACGGUCAAGAUAUCAUGUCGGAAACGUUUCAUCUGGUAGUGAAGAUAACGCCCGAUUGCACCCAGGAGAUGUACGAGAGCUGUCAAUUUGAGACGCUUUUCGAGAACGAAAUGAUUGCUUACACGGAAAUCAUACCCACCCUCGGCAAAGCGGAGCUGUAUCCAAGAUACUAUCACUGUGAACGGAAACCAGCGGAAGCAUUAAUGGUAAUGAGCGAUUUUUCCUUUUCCGGCUGGAAAACGUCACCGAUGGUCGUGAACCUGCCGCUGGAUUACAUCAUGCUCGCAGUGAAAGAGCUGGGACGCUUCCAUGGCGAAUGUUACGGCAUGAAGGAGGCACGCCGGUCGCAGUUUGACAGUAUUAUUGCGAAAUUUAAGGAAUCUCGAUUUGCCGCCGAUAUAACGGACCUUAUGUGGAAGACGGUCCUAAUCGUUGCACCGAAGCGUGCGAUCAAAUCCCUCCAGGAGAGCCGGUUCAAGGCGUUGGUACCGGCACCGUACCUCGAAAAGCUGGCCCGCCUGUUCGAGGAUUCGUGGGAGCACGCGAAGCGGAAGGUACAGCCACGGGAACCGCUGGCCGUCAUUUGCCAUGGUGAUUACCUGCGCAACAACAUGGCGUUCCGGUAUGAAGAUGCGAAGGAUCCCGUACGGCCUACCCAAGUGAUGAUGUUUGACUUUCAAACCCUACGCUACGCAUCACCGAUGAUCGAUUAUACUACCUUCCUUGCCAACUCAACCAGCUAUGACGAGCGGGAGCACCACUUUGAAACCAUUUUCCAAACCUAUCACCGUGAGCUGGUACGCACGGUGGCCGGUAUCGUUGGCGUUUCGGAUCCGAGCGAAUUACCACCGUACUUCAGCUAUGAGUCGUUUCAUCGCGAACUGGCCGAAUACUACACUUACGGGUUUAGCAUUGCAUCCUCGUUCCUGAUGGUACUGCACGAACCGAUGGAGAUAUCGUUCACGGAGAACAUCUUCACCGAGGCAGAAUCCGUGGCGGAUGCAUGGACACGGGGCGGGGAACCACUUAACCGGGAGCUGGCGGCCAUGGUGUACGAAAUGUAUCAGCUCCACCAAAAGUAUGGGCUCGAUCCGAUGUGA